AUGGACCAUCGAAACGUUGUCAAGACAUUGCCCGUAGACAUUCUAGAACUGGCCAACGACCUUAGAGCCAAGCUCGCGCUGGCCCAUCACGUGACCGACAUUGACAACAUCACCAGCAGAUGUCAGCAGCUUGGGAUUCUCUACCCAGGUGAGUGUAAUGCCACGGUCUCAGGUGAGCGGUGCCUUCACGCCGCCAUACCUGAUGAUGUCAUCACCAGGGUGGAGCACCUGGUCUUGAACAAACGCCUGCAGGUGCCGGAGACCUACCUGCGUGCUAUUCAAAAUUUAACGGAUCAGCUGGAUCGGGAUUAUGAUGUGAUUAUAAUUGGAGCUACUUCAUCCAAUCAUUUUCAAGAAUUUCAGGCUGGGCAUAGUGCUGCCCAUACUAUCUCUUUAUAUGCCCAGUUCACCGGACGUCCACUUGGUAAUAUUCGAUAUAGGGUUGAAAGAAGAGGAAAGGAAGCUUCUCGAAAAACAUUAUGUACAGUGAUAAAAUUGAAUUUCGACGAGUUCCCUCCACAUUUUACCACUUUUAAAUGCUUUGGCUGGAAGCCUGUUAUUAUUAAAGCGGUUUUUGCGAGGGCUGAUAUUGUCAUAUGGGCCGACGCUUCCGUGAGAUUCACAGUACCUGAAGUACUAUCUGACAUGAUUGCUAAAGCCAAACUCCAGGGAGUGGUACAGCGACGUCCAAAGUUUAACAUCAGCAACCCUUACUUUACGAUCCCGCAGAUGUUUGAGUAUUUCGGCGAUUCCCCAUGUGCCCAUCUUCCAUUCGAUCAAGUUGAAAGUGGCUUUGGAAUAUACCACAGGGAGCCGUUGAUUGAAAAAGCCCUCAUUGACCCGUGGGUCGCAUGUGCCCUCAGACCAGAAUGCACCUGCCCAGAACAACAAAGGGCCCUACAGAAAUGCCCACAACAGUGGGACCCACUCAAGUUUGGCCACUGCAUGAGAAAUGACCAGUCCUCCUUGACCAUAAUCCUGGCCAAGUUGUUCAGGGAGAAAUUGUUUCACUUUGUUAUCCAUACAGACGGGUUGGUGAACAUUAGGAGGGGAGAUCAUCUGGAUUACUUCAAGAUGCUGGACAGGGAAAUGCAAGCUAGAACAAAUAGAAGCAAUCUUUAG
Physella acuta is the source of this 1122-nucleotide messenger RNA. RefSeq lists its product as uncharacterized. NCBI's taxonomy places the organism in Eukaryota, Metazoa, Mollusca, Gastropoda, Physidae. The record is from RefSeq and is a predicted model, not a curated record.